This is a messenger RNA of Trachemys scripta elegans, 8050 nucleotides long. RefSeq names its product adenylate cyclase 9 (gene ADCY9). Gene Ontology annotation, biological process: intracellular signal transduction; adenylate cyclase-activating G protein-coupled receptor signaling pathway; cyclic nucleotide biosynthetic process. Lineage: Eukaryota; Metazoa; Chordata; Testudines; Emydidae. The record is from RefSeq and is a predicted model, not a curated record. Gene Ontology annotation, molecular function: adenylate cyclase activity. The transcript has 10 exons. The coding region runs from base 1279 to 5331 and encodes 1350 amino acids.
GAGCCCUCAGCCCGUUCAGUGACAGCCCGCAGCCGAAGAUGGUGGCGGCGGAGACCCGCACCCCUUUGCACCCGCACUCCCACGGCCGCGCCUGAGCCGGCAGCCGCGGUCCCGGCGCCCCCGCCUGGAGGAGCGGGCGGCAGCGCCCCCCCGCUAUCGCCCGGGCGCGGAGCUCCUUGCCCUCGGCGGCACGGCGCCUCCCAGCCAGAAGGGUAAUUGAAUUAACUCGCCAGCAGGGAGCCGGGGCCGCCAGGGACCCCGCGGCCCCCGGACGCAGACACGAGCGGAGGCGGCGGCCGCCCCAAGCGGUGAGCCCGGCUGGCGGCGCCUGCGCCUGGCCUUGGCGGAGCUGGGCGGCUGGCAGCUGAGGGGGCUGCCGCUCCACGGCGCUCCGGCGGGACUGCGGGGGCCGACCCCCCCUUCCCGGCCGGUCCCUGCGCGCCGGGAGCCCGUCAGGAAAGAGCGGGGCGGCUCCGAGGCCGAAGGCCCCACCGGUGGGAGUGGAGCCCCCACCCCGGCGAGUGCGAACGGCCGCGCCAGCCCCUGGGGGCGACAGGGAGCAGCACAGGCCGGCGGCUGCUGCACCACAGCGUGGCGGCUGCGUCUCCCAGGCGUCCCGAGGCUGCUGGUGCGAGGGGAAUUUUGGGGACAAGGAAAAUAACCCAGCACCAAGCGCUGGGCCGCCUCGGCCCUGCCGGAGCAGCGCGGGCUGCGGGCGGGAGCCAGACAGGGCUAAGUCGGGUUUGUUCCUCCGUGUCAACGUCAGGAGUGGGGAUGGUGUGGCCGCGGUGAGAGCCACACGCUGCUAACAGCCUGGCCUGGGGAGGCAAGGGGCUUUCUCCCUUCCGCUUCGGUAAGCUGCAAAAAAGAUGGAGAAGAGAUCUUUUCCCGAAGGGGACUGCUUGUCACUCUCCCGAGACUGAUCUGCACUUAUUGGAAAGGACCUGGGGAGUGACAGCAAAACUGCAACUAACUUGGAACAAAUCGCGGCCAGUUUGUGGACAGCCCGCCGGACAUAUCUACUACAGCGUUAGAUUGGAAUAUGUGGGCCUGCCUAGCUCCCAGUCUCCUGUUUGUCUUGCCCCGUUUGAAGGAUGAGUAACUGAAUCAUGUGGGCCUGCCUGGCGGUUUCUUUAAACAGGCAGUGAUUUCUCAAGGAAUUUAAAAGCAACUGUCCUAGGAAAAGCCCCAAGUCAGAAAGUUAAAGGAUCACUCUAUUUAUUGUUUGUAAAGUCCUAAGGACCCAUCUCCUAAAGUGCUUAAAGAAAAUUUGACAACAUGGCUUCCCCACCACACCAGCAGUUACUGCAUCACCACAGCACUGAGGUGAGCUGUGACUCCAGUGGAGACAGUAACAGUGUGAUGGUCAGAAUCAACCCCAAACAGCACCAGGGUUGCUCCUCUUCCAAGCAUUGCAAGUACAGCAUCUCCUCCAGCUGUAGCAGCUCUGGGGAGUCAGGAGGUGCCCGCAGAGCAACAGGAGGAGGGGGAAGCAGUGGUGCAGGUUUGCGCAAGAAGAAGCUGCCGCAGCUUUUUGAGAGAGCCUCCUCCAAGUGGUGGAACCCUAAGUUCGACUCCAACAACCUGGAAGAGGCCUGUAUGGAGAGAUGCUUCCCGCAGACCCAGCGUAGGUUUCGCUAUGCCCUUUUCUACAUAGGUGUGGCCUGUCUCCUCUGGGGUAUAUAUUUUGGAAUCCACAUGAGAGAGAAACUGAUUGUCUUCAUGGUGCCAGCUCUGUGCUUCCUCUUAGUAUGUGUAGCCUUUUUUCUGUUCACUUUCACUAAGACCUAUGCUCAGCAUUAUGUGUGGACCUCACUGAUCCUCACCCUCCUGGUUUUUAUUUUGACGCUGGCUCCACAGUUCCAAGUUUUGACACCUAUCUCAGGAAGUGAUGACACAUCCAAUCAUACUCCCCCUGUGAGAGCCACAGACACUUGCCUUUCUCAAGUAGGCAGUUUUUCUAUGUGUGUUGAAGUGCUCUUGUUGCUCUACACAGUAAUGCACUUACCUUUGUAUUUAAGCUUGUUUCUGGGACUAUCCUACUCAGUCCUUUUUGAAACCUUCGGUUAUCAUUUCAGUGAUGAGGACUGCUUCGCACCCCUUGGAGCCAGUGUAAUUUACUGGGAACUGCUGAGUAAAGCCUUGCUUCACAUCUGUAUCCAUGCUAUCGGUAUUCAUUUAUUUAUCAUGUCUGAAGUCAGAUCAAGGAGCACAUUCUUGAAAGUGGGGCAAUCAAUCAUGCAUGGAAAAGAUUUGGAAGUGGAAAAAGCACUGAAAGAGAGGAUGAUUCAUUCUGUGAUGCCAAGAAUAAUAGCUGAUGACUUAAUGAAACAGGGGGAUGACGAAAGUGAGAACUCUGUCAAACGUCAUUCCACCUCAAGCCCCAAAAACAGGAAGAAAAAACCCUCUAUACAGAAAACCCCCAUUAUAUUCCGUCCUUUUAAAAUGCAGCAGAUUGAACAAGUGAGUAUUUUGUUUGCGGAUAUUGUUGGCUUUACUAAAAUGAGUGCAAACAAAUCUGCCCAUGCAUUGGUGGGGCUUUUGAACGAUCUGUUUGGCCGCUUUGACCGUCUGUGUGAGGACACCAAAUGUGAGAAGAUAAGUACUUUGGGAGACUGUUAUUAUUGUGUAGCAGGAUGCCCAGAGCCCCGAGCGGAUCAUGCCUAUUGCUGCAUUGAGAUGGGUUUGGGUAUGAUUAAAGCCAUAGAGCAGUUUUGCCAAGAGAAAAAAGAAAUGGUGAACAUGAGAGUUGGAGUUCACACUGGGACAGUCCUUUGUGGCAUUUUGGGGAUGAGGAGGUUUAAGUUUGAUGUGUGGUCCAAUGAUGUCAACUUGGCCAAUCUAAUGGAGCAGUUGGGAGUGGCUGGAAAGGUUCAUAUUUCGGAAGCUACUGCCAAAUAUUUGGAUGACCGUUACGAAAUGGAGGAUGGAAAGGUGAUUGAACGAGUUGGCCAGAGUGUGGUAGCUGACCAGUUAAAAGGUUUGAAGACUUACCUGAUAUCUGGUCAGAAAGUGAAGGAGUCCCAUUGCAGCUGUUCACAGACAUUGGUUACUGAUCUGGAGGCAGGAGACGGAGCCAACAUACAGGGAGCGUCAUCAGCUGAGAAUAUUGGUGACUUGGCAAAGACUCUCAAACACUCUGAGAAACCCAAGACGUGUCCUUCAUGUAGUGUUACAUUUGCUCCCAACAGUGAUGUCAGUAUAGAGGAAGGAGCUAUCCAAAAUGGCUGUCAGGAUGAACAUAAAAACAAUACCAAGCAGACUCCUGGACGACGCAGUCCAAAGACCCAGAAUGGACUUUUGCGUCCUCCACGGGACGAGAAGCUGAGCAACAGCCAGACAUCACUUUAUGAGAUGUUGCAGGAGAAAGGAAGAUGGGUAGGAGUGAGUUUGGACCAGUCGGCACUCCUUCCACUGAGGUUCAAAAACAUCAGAGAGAAGACAGAUGCUCAUUUUGUGGAUGUGAUUAAAGAAGACAGCCUGAUGAAAGACUAUUUCUUUAAACCACCAAUUAAUAAGUUGAGCCUGAACUUCCUGGAUGGGGACUUGGAGAUGGCUUACAGGACCAGCUAUCAGGAAGAGGUUAUAAAGAAUGCUCCUGUGAAGACAUUUGCCAGUGCUACCUUCAGUUCACUCCUGGAUGUGUUCCUGUCCACAACAGUCUUCCUCAUACUCUCGAUCACCUGUUUCCUGAAACAUGGGAUGGCCCUAUCCCCUCCCCCACCUGCAGCAGUUGUGGUGUUCAUCAUUGCCAUCCUGCUAGAGGUGCUAUCUCUUAUCGUCUCAAUUAGAAUGGCAUUCUUUCUGGAGGAGGUGAUGAUUUGUACUAAGCGCCUGCUGGAGGUGAUUGCUGGCUGGCUGCCUCGACAUUUCAUCGGUGCAAUCCUAGUUUCCCUCCCGGCUCUUGCAGUUUUUUCACAUUUCACCUCUGACUUUGAAACCAACAUACAUUAUACCAUGUUUAUGUGUUGUGCGAUUCUCAUCACCAUUGUCCAGUACUGUAACUUCUGCCAGCUGAGCUCCUGGAUGAGAUCAUCAUUGGCCACUAUUGUAGGAGUGGUGCUCCUCAUCUUGCUCUACAUCUCUUUAUGUCCAGACAGCUCCACUGAAACUUCCCACCUAGAUUCAGUACAGAACUUUAGCUCUAGGAAGAAUCCGUGCAACAGUUCAGUGCUAAAUGAUAUAAAGAAACCAGCAGACCGGAUUGGCCAGGAAGUGAUACUGGUUUUCUUUCUCCUGCUCCUUUUGGUUUGGUUUCUGAAUCGGGAAUUUGAAGUCAGUUACCGCCUCCACUACAAUGGAGAUGUAGAGGCUGAUCUUCACCGCACCAAAAUUCAGAGCAUGAGGGAUCAAGCUGACUGGUUGCUGAGGAAUAUUAUUCCAUAUCAUGUGGCGGAGCAGUUGAAGGUUUCCCAGAGCUACUCCAAAAACCAUGAUAAUGGUGGAGUGAUCUUUGCUAGCAUUGUGAACUUCAGUGAAUUCUAUGAAGAGAAUUACGAGGGGGGCAAGGAAUGCUAUCGAGUCCUAAAUGAAUUGAUUGGGGACUUUGAUGAGUUGCUCAGCCAACCACAUUACAGCAGCAUUGAGAAAAUCAAAACAAUUGGGGCAACCUACAUGGCUGCCUCUGGAUUGAACACUGCACAAUGUCAGGACAAUAACCAUCCACAUGGACAUUUGCAAACCCUUUUUGAAUUUGCCAAAGAAAUGAUGCGAGUGGUGGAUGACUUCAACAACAAUAUGCUGUGGUUUAAUUUUAAACUUCGUGUUGGCUUUAACCAUGGCCCUCUCACUGCUGGGGUCAUAGGCACCACCAAGUUAUUGUAUGACAUUUGGGGUGAUACCGUGAACAUUGCUAGCAGGAUGGACACUACUGGCGUGGAGUGCCGGAUACAGGUGAGUGAGGAGAGCUACCGUAUCCUAAAUAAGAUGGGAUAUGACUUUGAUUAUAGGGGGACAGUCAACGUGAAGGGGAAAGGUCAGAUGAAAACCUACCUUUACCCAAAAUGCAUGGACAAUGGGGUUGUGCCACAUCACCAGUUAUCUAUAUCUCCAGACAUCCGGGUUCAAGUGGACGGCAGCAUUGGUCGGUCUCCUACCGAUGAGAUUGCCAAUCUGGUGCCUUCUGUACAGAAUUCUGACAAGACAUCCCAGGGCUCAGAUAACAACUUAGAACCCAAGGAUAUGCUUCCAUCCUACAAGAAGCUCCAAAAAGAGUCAUUGAAAGCAGAAGACAGAUGCAGGUUUGGCAAAGCUGUAAAGAAUGAUUGUGAGGAAGCAGAAACUGAGGAGGUCAAUGAACUGACAAAGUUAAAUAUCUCUAAGAGUGUAUGAUGCAGUGACAGAGAGCUGCAUGAUGUGCUCUGUCCAUAGAAACACAAAGACAUUUACAAUUGGCUGCUUUCUUUUCUGAAGAAAGACGUUCUCAACACCUGGGUUAUUUGUUUUCAUAUUAGCACCUGAUGCUGUGUGGAUCACAGUUAUUCAGGGCUCAUUUUCAUCUAUCUCUCCCCUCCAUACCCCUUAGCCCUCUUCCAAAACUCCCCAACUCCCUGUGUAACCCUCUUUCAGCUGAGUGGAGCAUAUUAAGUGCCUUCAGAUAUACUCCAUUGGACUCCCUGUCUAGGUACAAAGGCCCCAAAUAAAAACAUAGCUUUGGGUAUCUAGUAAUUUUAAAAGAAAAGCUGCGGUCAUGAUAUCAUUUUUAUUGUUGUUUCUCACAAAACACUUUUUUGGCUAAUGCAACUCCUUGGGUUUUUUUUUAUAUAUAUAUAUGUGUGUGUGUGUGUGUGUGUAAUAUUUUACUGUUAUCAGACCUUCUGUAUGUAAACACACAGACAGAUGUGCGUGUAUCUACCGUAUGAGACUGAUAUAAAAAGUGCCAGUAAUGUACCACAAAAUAAUGUCGCUGAGAUGAAGUAAUACAGUUUUGCUUUUGUGUUGGGCAGGAGGAUGAGCUGAGUUCUACAGUGGCUCAGCGUUUAGAUGGAGCAGGCAGCACAGGUGUUGUAGUUUCACCCUCCUUUAACAGUGUUUUGAUCAGAUAUGUGCCAUUGUAUGCUUAGGAUGCACUGCUUUCCUUACAUCCAAUGGGUUAUUGAUAUGUGGGGAUGGAUUAAGGGAUCAGAUUUCACCAGCUCUCAGGAUAGGGUUCCAAAAACAAACAAGUAACCAUUAAAGUUUUUACAAUCCAGGUCUCAGGUGUUUAAAAAGCAGUUUUCAUUUUACCCCCACCCCAAGGGAUUUGUGAGGUUUUGAGUGAAGCUGAUGCCUCUAAAACUGUUCUGAUUUAAGAGAGGGGCGGUUAAAUAAAUGUUUUGGGGUUACAUUUAUUUAUUUAUGUAUUUAUUAUUUUAAAAUUUGUGUUUGUGGAAGAUAUUAGGAUUCGUAGGGGUGGUAAUUGGUGUCACUAAAAUUAAUCAGAUGCCCAUUAGUGCUUCAUCCUCUUCAAACUGCCAACCACUGUGAGGACAUUACCUUGGCAAUACUUAUGUCAAAAUUGGUGAUACUGCCAAAGCCACCAAAUGCAGAUUGAAUCUGAAAAUCCCAGCUUCCCUUCCGUACUGAAUUAAUGGUGCUGAACAAUGUUCUUCAGGUUUUGCCCCUAUGCUGUGCUUUUGCAGCAUAGACAUGCUUCCCAUGUGCCAUUUAAAGUAGGAAUAGGAAGGUCCUUUGCCAUGAGCUGCGAAGCACAAUAUUUCAGGCCUGAGCCUACAAUUGACUGCGUGGGCAGACCCCUGUGCCUACAGAGAGGCUCACUGACGUCAGUGGGACUGUGCACAGGUGCCGGGGUCUGUUUGCAUAGAGGCAGUUGCAGGAUCAGGGCCUCAGACAACACUAGUCCCAGGGAUUUCCCUACACCCUGCUUCCCCCUUACCCCCAAUUGCCCCAUCCCUCCCACAGUGGCAGUGUUGCCAAUUUAGUCGUUUUCCAACCCCCCUCCCCCAUAAAUUCAAACACCUCCUCUAAUUUCAAUUCCUGGGGAAGACUCUGACUAGUUCUCCCUUUGCAUACUUCCAUAAUUUUAACCCCUUUUCACUCAGUUUUUGACCAAGCGGAUGACCCACUUCGGAUAAUAUUAAAUAUUGCAAGGUUCUAAUUUAAACAAAUAUUUCUUGUACCAACAAAAUGACUAUAAUAUUUCUGCCCAAAAUAAAUUCAUCUUCAAGGGAAAUAGGUGAUUGUGGGGAAAUGUAAUACUGUUUUGUCUGCACAGUCAUAUUUUUGUAGUUAUUUCUUUCCAUCUUCAGUCCAAAAAAAAUGACUUUAAACUGAAAGCUGAAAAUAGUCACACCUACUGCUUUAAGAAUGGCCAUACUGGGUCAGACCAAAGGUCCAUCUAGCGCAGUAUCCCGCCUUCCAACAGUGGCCAAUGCCAGGUGCCCCAGAGGGAAUGAACAGAGCAGACAAUCAUCAAGUGAUCCAUCCCCCUUCUUAUGUUCUUAUGUCCUGUGUUGUUUACAUGCCUUCUAGCAUUAGAAUAUGUGUCCUGAGGUGGCUAAAUCCUUUUUUCCUUUCACUUACUCUCUCUGAUUUGAUGGCCUCCACAAUGCCCAGUGGUAAAAGUGGCAUUUCUCUGCAGUUGAGUUCUUUCAAUGUUAGCCAUGAUCCAUCAAAAUAUGCCCACAGCUUUUCUCUGAUUGUACGAUUGUUAUACUCACCACAACAAGCCUGCACCUGUAAGAAGUUCACACAUUGCAACUAAAAGUGAAAGAACAGCAUAAUCUAGGGAUUCCAAGCAUAUUUCUUUUGAACAGGAGCCAGGACUGAGAAAACCUUAUCUCUAAUUAUUGCAAUAAUGCACAAUUCAGUACAAAGAUAGUCCUUUAGCUUACAAAAUUAAUAAAGCCAGCAUGGUUGUUCAUGGCUGUUACUACAUGAAUAUUGUUAGUCUCUUAGUAGUAUCUCAUUAGAGUACAGUAACUCCGCGCUUAACGUUGUAGUUAUGUUCCUGAAAAAUACAAUUUUAAGCGAAACAAUGUUAAGCAAAUCCAAUUUCCCCAUAAGAAUUAAUGUAAAUAAGGGGGGUUCUAUUCCAGGGAAAUUUUUUUCA